Messenger RNA from Pedinophyceae sp. YPF-701, 2931 nucleotides. The record is from the annotation of a GenBank genome assembly. Lineage: Eukaryota; Viridiplantae; Chlorophyta; Pedinophyceae.
AUGCGGGCUGUGCGGGCGCUGCACCACGUCGGGGCGCUGGUCGUCUUUCUCGGCCUGCUGAGCGUCGUGGCCGCAGGGUCCCCGGCUGCCACAAACGACGUGUUCGCGCGCCGCCGCGCCCUCGCGACGCGCGUCGCCGAGCAGCAGGCCGACCGUCUGCGCCGCCUCGGCUUUGCUGGCGAGGACGCCGUCACCCUCAUGGCCGGCAUGCACCCACACCUCAGCCCCACGCGCCGCUACGCUGGCGUGCUGGAGCCGGUGGGCGGCGACAGCGAGGCGGUGUACGACUUCCGGACGACGGUGGCGGCGACGGGCCGCACGGCGCACCUCAAGCGGACGUACCGCGCGCAGCCGGGCGCGCACAUUCUGGAGGCGUGGCCGGAGGGGAGCGUGAGCGUGGUGCGGUGCUCGCUGUCGCCGGUGGAGGGCGGGGCGGGGACGCUGGCGCUGGCGAUGGACGACCUGGGGCGCGCGGACGAGUGGGGCGUGGGCACUGGGCUGGUGUCCGUGAGUGGUCUGGGCUGCCCCGACGCCGAGGGCGACGACGAGCACCAGCCGGGCUUUGCACAGCGCAUCACGUCGCUGCGCGUGUCGGGCGGCGUGCUGGAGGUCGCCACCGAGACCAUGAACCCCGAUGCGCUGAUGGCUGGCGUGACGGAGAGCUUCGAGACGGCGCCCGGGGCGCCGGAGGUCGUGAUGCGCGCGCACUAUGCGGGCCCCGAGUACGGCGUGCUGGACGGCAGCAAGUGCGACAUCGAGCCCGUCGGCACGGCCGCGAUGGACGCCGACGCGGCGGUGACGCUGGAGGACGACCUGGCCGCUCGCGUGUACCUGUACGCGACGGAGAUGGACCUGGACGCGCUAGAGGCUGCCAUGGGUGGGCAGUACGGCAUGGCGCUGGAGACGCGCGUGCACGGCGGCGCGCUGGAGCAGCACUCGCUGGCGUGUGCGGGCGUGGGCGGCGGCUCGCGCGUGUACCGUCAGAUGCCGCUGGGCGACCUGCACGGCGCAGAGGCGAGCAUGUGGGUGAACCUGGGGCGCGAGGGGGAGGAGUUUUUCUUCGAGGGCGUGGUGGCGCGGGCGAUCGUGUCGGCGUCGCAGUUUGACGAGGCGGGCUUCUACACGCUGACGAUGGGGAGCGAGCAGCACCCGGGGCUCGGCGAGGUGGUGCUGUACUGUCCGCAGUGCGGGGAGCUGGCGACGAGGACGCCGGUGCGGGGCAGGCGCGCGCAGACAAGCAGGAUUGAGGACUGCGGUUCCUUCGAUGCUGCCUGCAUUGUCAGCGACCAGAACCUCGGCUCCGUGGAGUACCGCGACACGAUCUACUUGCUGGGCAACGAGAACUCGGCGGCCGGCAUCUCCCUGGACAACGUGCACGUGGGCAUCAGCGACGUGGUGCUGCGCUACAAGCUCAACUACGACGUCCCGGCAUUUGUCGAGGCCCUGGCGGAGGUGACAGGGUCGUACGAGUGGGGCUGGGGCAUCAAGUACUGGGCUCGCAAUGCGGGGGAUUUCGAGCGCGAGAGGCCCGAAGAGGAGCGUAUCGGCGACGUAGGCCUUCCCACGACGUUCGGGUUCUCCUCCUUCAGCAGCCCCGUCUUCAUCGGCGUGAAGCUGUCGUACACCACCCUCUUCAACAUGAACGUCGGCGGCGACAGCGUUCAGGGCGGUACCGGCACGGACUCGACGCAGCCGUUCUCGUACUUCGUCAAGUGGGACUCCGACACCGGAUUCGCCUCCGCACGCGAGACCGGCAGCACCACGACUACGGACCGGGAGUACAGCGACAACAAGUACACCGGCACCACCACUAUUGACGCGUCCUUCACGUUCCGGCCGAUUGCGCGGGCUGGUAUCUUCUUCAACGGCGCUCUCGGGGUCACCAGCGACUCGUGGGGCGCAGCGUACGUGGAGGCGUUCGUGGACGUGGUGUUCCGCGCCUUCAUUACGCUCAACCCGGCCGGCCUGCCGGCCUCGGACACGCCGCCAGCAGGCAUCCUCACGGGGCCUCCGGCGUUCACGCUCGGGAACUGCGGCGUCCCUCACCACAUCGACGUGCAGGCGACGAUCACGGUGUACGCGCUGCAGUGGUUCGUGUCCUACGACUUCGACUUCCCAAUCCUUUCUAGGUUCGGGGAGCGUCUGCCUGCGGACGGAUACAACGUGCAGUUCGCCAAUGGCCAGGACGCCGAAGGCAGGGAAACGAUGUUCGGCCCGUUCGACGUCCUGCGCGCCUGCCUGAUCCCCGUGUCCCCCAGCAACCCGCCGCAGUUCUUCCCCGCUGUGGUCCUCGAGCUGGACAUCUGGCAGGCGGACGCCGCAGGGUCAGGGUACGGCGACUGCCUCACCGCUGCCGCGAUGGACGCGCUCACGGCCCAGAUUGCCUCGGUGGCGAGUCUGAGUGCGGCGGACGUGGUGGUCUCGGCCAACAUGUGUGCCGCGAGCAGGAGGUCUGCGGCGCGCAGGGGUCUCUUGCAGACGGGGGUCGUCGAGCAGCCGCCGGCGGAGAACAAGCAGACUGCCACGGUCGAGCUGUUGUACCGGACUGACGAUGCCGCGGCUGCACAGCGCGACCCGGUUGUUUCAGGGAUGUCGGCUCUCACGGACUCGCGGGCAUUCCAGGACGGAGACUCGGGGCUGGUGAUCGGUGGCACGACGAGCACGCAGGUGCUGGGGUCGACGCGCCCGGACGCAGCGUCUGGUGCGGCAACUACGAGCACGGGCGGCGCGUCUUCCGGCGGCUCAUCGGGCGUGCCCAUCAUCGCGAUCGCGGCGGGUGCGGGCGGCGGCGGGAUCGCUAUCGUCGCGGGCAUCAUCGCGGCGGUGGUGAUUCGCAACCGGCGUCGCAGGGGCGUCGCUCCCUCGCCCGAGCGGGCGCCUCAAGGUGCCGAGGCGCAGGGCAUUGAGGCGCGGCCCACGUCGCCAGUGUAG